UAUAAAUUGUUGUUACCAAGCCGGCCCACAGUAUCUAUCAGUACCCACGGCCCAAUUCGCUGUGGGCAGGAGUGAAAAAUAUCGAGUGAAAAAUAGCUGCAGGGUGGCGGGUGAGCAAACCUCAUGACUUGAACUGAAAGUAGGCUCUGUACUCCGUGAGCAUUUUUUGUGCGAUUGUUGCUAUUUUCAGCAUUGUGAUGGGUAUAUAAUGAGCCAUCCUCCCCGUAGCAUGGCAGAAAGUGAGGGGUGAGCUAACUGAAGGUAUAGGAAGGCGAGGACCGUCUACUGGUGUUUUCAUUAAGCAGCGGGUGGAGAAAGCCUGGCUCGCGUAGCAUUCGGUGCCAGUGUCCCGCAGGCGGCAAACGGUGGAGAUGAGCGAAGGCCGGGUCGAAGCGGUGGAGCCGGGCCAGGAGCCGCCGAGUCCGGACGGAAGCACCGGGGCCUCCCGGCUCGGCCAGGCAGAGGAGAAGAAACCGGGGUCCGGGAGCCUGCUUGACGGGAAGUCUGAGAUGGUGCUGGACCUGGAGGAGAAGGUGCAGCGCAGCAAGAGGGACCGUCGCAACUCCCUGCACCGCACCAUGCUGCUGGAGAGCCAGAUGAAGACGGUCCGCGGCGAGCUGGAGGAUACGCUGGACCACCUGCAGGAGCUGCGCAACGUGCUGCGGCGCUCGCAGCAGAACGCAGAGGAGCGCAAGGCGGCCAUGGAGAAACUGGCCGCCGGGCGCCGGUGAGCACCUUGUCCUCCACCCCGCCCCUGACUAACGAAAACACGUCGCGCCCCUCUGUCCAUCCCGCUCUUCAGUUAUCCCACUGCGUUCAGAUGAUAAGGCCCCUUCUCUAAUUACCCCUCCGCAACCGCCCCUCCCCUUCCGUGUCUACUGUUCCUCGUGUACACGGCCAACGUCUUUCGGUUGCUCCACAGGGCUGAAAACAGACCGGGGCGCGCCCUUAUUGCGCUAAGAAGCUCAAUCGAAUGACCUAAUGACUGUAUGAGUAUCUGUGGGAAAUGCUUCUGAAUGUUUGCUUUGAAAAUGAUGAGACAGUGGCAGCCCUAUCUCAGCAUGUACAUCCUGGUUAUAAAGUAUGAACUCCAGUUAACAAAUAUGAUUGCCAGUUGCUGUCUCUCUUGUUUGCCCCUCUUUAAACUUGUCUGUAUUCAUUGAUAAACAUUUCAGGUUUGGUUGA
This is a messenger RNA of Anguilla rostrata (American eel), 1185 nucleotides long. RefSeq lists its product as uncharacterized. NCBI's taxonomy places the organism in Eukaryota, Metazoa, Chordata, Actinopteri, Anguilliformes, Anguillidae. The coding region runs from base 372 to 731 and encodes 119 amino acids. The record is from RefSeq and is a predicted model, not a curated record. The transcript has 2 exons.